Aplosporella prunicola CBS 121167 is the source of this 1701-nucleotide messenger RNA. RefSeq lists its product as uncharacterized. NCBI's taxonomy places the organism in Eukaryota, Fungi, Ascomycota, Dothideomycetes, Botryosphaeriales, Aplosporellaceae. Gene Ontology annotation, cellular component: fungal-type vacuole membrane. Bases 1 to 1701 code for a protein of 566 amino acids. Gene Ontology annotation, biological process: transmembrane transport. The transcript is spliced from 5 exons. The record is from RefSeq and is a predicted model, not a curated record. Gene Ontology annotation, molecular function: transmembrane transporter activity.
AUGUCGUUGGCCGCGCGCGCUUCUGCCCUCGAGGAAAUCGAGCCCUGGCGCAGUCGCUCGCCCACCCCGACGGGCAGCCAGCGCAAAAAACUCAGCUUUAAUCCCGUCGACGAGGGCGUGUGGGGGCCGGCAGCGCAUGAGGAGCUAGCGCCCGCGUUCGAGGUGUCGAAGACGAAGCGUAUUUUGCAGGUCGUCGCUGCCGUGAUAUACUGCCUGCUCGCGGCAGGCAUCGUCUUCGGUUACGCGGCGCUCAAGCCCGUGCUCAUCCGCGAGGGUGUAUACAGGGAUAGGUGCACGCAGGAUGAGCUUGACAAGGACGUGCGAGUGUGCUAUGAGCAAGAGCUGCGGCUCAACUUGAUGUUCACCGUCGCUGCGGUGUGUACCAACGUCUGCGCCCUCCCGGUUGGUACAAUCCUCGACCGGUACGGUCCACGUGUGAGCGGCAUGAUUGGUGUUGUGCUACUGAGCAUCGGCGCCCUCUUCAUGGCCUUUGCGGGCAACUUUUCGUUCGACGGAUAUACCCCCGGAUACCUUUUCCUUGCGCUGGGCGGGCCGUUCGUGUUCAUAUCCUCCUUCCAGCUCAGCAACACCUUCCCCAAGUACUCGGGCCUCAUCCUAGCGCUCCUGACCGGCGCAUUCGACACAUCCUCAGCCCUGUUCCUGAUCUAUAGAAUGAUUUACCAAUCCAGCGACACCAGCUUCACGCCCAAGCAAUUCUUCCUGCUCUACCUCGUCGUCCCCGCCUACAUCCUAGUCGCGCAGCUCUUCCUCAUGCCGCCAAAGUCGUACCAGACGGUUGGCGAGCUAGUGGGCGAAGUAGCCGACAGCACGACGGACGUGCACGACUCGGACGAAGACAUUGAGGACGCGGACGUGUUGCUGGGCAGCAAGGACGCGUCGAAGCAGAGCGCAGCCGAGGAGCGCAAGCGGCAGCAGUCGGGCGUGUGGGGCGCGCUGCACGGCAAGACGGCGGCGCAGCAGAUCCGCUCGCCCUGGUUCGUCCUCAUCACGCUGUUUACCAUAGUGCAGAUGACGCGCAUCAACUUUUUUGUCGCGACGAUUAGGCCGCAGUACGAGUACUUGCUGGGAAGCUAUCCGAAGGCGGUGCAGAUUAACUCGUUUUUUGACGUUGCGCUGCCGUUGGGGGGCGUCGUGAGUGUGCCGUUUAUCGGGUGGGUGCUCGACCAUACGAGCACGCCGUUUGUGCUGGGCUUGUUGGUCGCGAUCGCGACGCUCAUUGGCAUUCUGGGCGUCAUUCCGCAGAUGUGGGCUGCGUAUGCGAAUAUCUGUCUCUUCGUCGUGUACCGCCCCCUGUACUACACCACUGUCUCCGACUACGCAGCCAAAGUCUUCGGCUUCGCGACCUUCGGCAAAGUGUACGGUUUGAUAAUCUGCCUAGCGGGGUUGUUCAACUUCGGGCAAGCCGGCCUCGACGCCCUCACGCACCGCGUCUUCGACAACAACCCCGUCCCCGUGAACCUGAUCCUGCUGGGCCUGGCGCUGGUGAUAGGCGGCGCGCUAGUCGCGUUCACGGCCUGGAAGAGCCGGACGAUCCACCGCGAGCGGGUCGAGGAGGAGGCCGAGGGCGCGCGCGAAUUGCUCAUGCCUGGCGUUGAUGGCGUGGAUGCUGAGGGCGUGGAUUGGGAGGAACGGGGAAGGGGGAGGACGGCCAAUGGGUAUGGUGCUGCUAAUGGGUAUUAG